AUGUCGGACUCCCCCCAAUCUCCUCCCAAGGAUGUCGACCAAGGUGUACAAUCACCGGAAGAGGAACAAAUGAACGAGGCUCAAGACCCACAGUCCGCUGGACUCACCUAUGAAUUCGAGGUCAAGGAGCAGGACCGCUGGUUGCCCAUAGCCAAUGUUGCCCGUAUCAUGAAGAACGCGCUCCCUGAAAACGCAAAGAUCGCCAAGGAAGCCAAAGAAUGCAUGCAAGAAUGUGUCAGCGAGUUCAUCUCCUUCAUCACGAGCGAAGCCUCGGAGAAGUGCCACCAGGAGAAGAGAAAGACGGUGAAUGGGGAAGACAUUCUAUUCGCCAUGACGUCUCUAGGAUUUGAGAAUUACGCAGAGGCUCUCAAGAUCUACCUCUCCAAAUACAGAGAACAAUCCCAAUCCAACAGGGGAGAGAGCUCGCAUCGCCCAGGCAGCAGCGGUUACGGCGCCAAUCCGCCAACCGGAGCAGGAAGCUUCCAAGCUGAGCCUCAAAACAGCGUGCUCGGAGGUCAGCAGGGAGACGGUACCGCCGAUGCUCAGGGCUACAUGUACGGCGCGCAGACUGGACACAACGGCACCGGCGGCGCCGACGGGUACCAGUAA
Molecule: messenger RNA, 609 nt
Organism: Colletotrichum orchidophilum
Lineage: Eukaryota; Fungi; Ascomycota; Sordariomycetes; Glomerellales; Glomerellaceae
Product: histone-like transcription factor and archaeal histone
Exons: 4
Coding region: 1-609 (202 amino acids)
Biological process (GO): regulation of transcription by RNA polymerase II
Cellular component (GO): nucleus; CCAAT-binding factor complex
Molecular function (GO): RNA polymerase II cis-regulatory region sequence-specific DNA binding; DNA-binding transcription activator activity, RNA polymerase II-specific; protein heterodimerization activity
Source: RefSeq, a predicted model, not a curated record